CCUCUAUUGUUAAGCACAAGUGUCCACAGCAGCUCAUCCAGAUACAGGCACCCAUCAUGUCCGACAAACCAGAUUUUGCAGAAAUUGAGACAUUUGACAAGACCAAGCUGAAGAAGACAGAAACCAGAGAGAAAAAUCCACUGCCCACUAAAGAAACUAUCGAACAGGAAAAGCAAAGUGAAAGUACAGCCUGAGUGUAAGGCUGAAUAUGUGACUGCUGCUUCUUCAGUGGGGUUUUGGCUUCGAGGUUGGGUUGUUUGUUUUGUCCCUCCCACCCCCCAAAAUGGGUUUGUUGCCCAUUUAUUUUAGCAAACAUUUGCUCAUUUAAUGUUCCCCGGGGAAUAAGUUUGGUUUGUGUUUGUUCAACAAGAGGCUGUGUAUUGGUACUCUUAAAACUGUAAUCCCAAGUAUCAACCCCAUCACUUGCCAAAAAAAGUACAAUUUGCAUAAAAAUUGUUGUCGUAAGCCUCACAAUAAACAGGUUUCUUCUGA
Messenger RNA from Melopsittacus undulatus (budgerigar), 492 nucleotides. RefSeq names its product thymosin beta-12-like. The record is from RefSeq and is a predicted model, not a curated record. Gene Ontology annotation, molecular function: actin monomer binding. Gene Ontology annotation, cellular component: cytoplasm. NCBI's taxonomy places the organism in Eukaryota, Metazoa, Chordata, Aves, Psittaciformes, Psittaculidae. Bases 57 to 194 code for a protein of 45 amino acids. Gene Ontology annotation, biological process: regulation of cell migration; actin filament organization. The transcript has 3 exons.